AUGGCUCUAUUGGCUAUGGCUGAGCUCGGACUCAGCGCCUACCUGAUCAAUGAGGGGAACGAACACAAUUCCUUUCCAAGUGAACGGUAUCAAGCAAUCAUCAUUUCGAUCUGCUUCAUGGCGUCAUGGACCACCCUGUUCGCGACGACAUACAUGCUUUGGUUCUUUGACAGGGCAGGGCACCUUUUGGCCAACGUUGCCAGUUCAGUGGCUUGGCUACUCGUCACGUUCGCUAUGUGGGGCGUUGGUGCAGGUCUCAUGCAUGUCACGAGACCGGGUGGAAACUGUGCAAGACAGCCUACUCUCUCCAGGUGA
Coprinopsis cinerea okayama7#130 is the source of this 315-nucleotide messenger RNA. RefSeq lists its product as hypothetical. The transcript is spliced from 3 exons. Lineage: Eukaryota; Fungi; Basidiomycota; Agaricomycetes; Agaricales; Psathyrellaceae. The coding region runs from base 1 to 315 and encodes 104 amino acids. The record is from RefSeq and is a predicted model, not a curated record.